Messenger RNA from Haliotis rufescens (red abalone), 1903 nucleotides. Its product is annotated as arylsulfatase B-like. The transcript has a single exon. The record is from RefSeq and is a predicted model, not a curated record. The coding region runs from base 102 to 1541 and encodes 479 amino acids. NCBI's taxonomy places the organism in Eukaryota, Metazoa, Mollusca, Gastropoda, Lepetellida, Haliotidae.
CUGGGGACGAUAAGCAACGACGCUUACCUCUAUCUGACACUCACACACACUGUGUUACAAACACAAAGCUGUUUUACUGAGCUGGCUACACACGCUUAGACAUGAGUUUGCUGUGUGUCCUGUUUGUUGCCUCCGUCACAUGUCUUCAACACAGCUCUGCUGCAGACAAACCACACAUCGUCUUCAUCGUGGCAGAUGACCUUGGCUGGAACGACGUCGGCUGGAUCAACCCUGACAUCCAGACCCCGACACUUGACCGUCUCGCCCAUAGAGGCGUCAUCCUCAACUCUUCCUAUGUCCAGCCACUGUGUUCCCCCUCCAGAAACUGCUUCAUGUCAGGCAAGUUUCCCUACCACACAGGGCUCCAGGAUAACGUGAUCUUCAUAGAGCAACCCAAGUACAUGCCAGCGGACCUGACCACCAUCCCACAGAGGCUGAAGACCCUCGGGUAUGAUACCCACAUGGUCGGCAAAUGGCACCUAGGCUUCUGUAACCUGAAGUACACGCCCACCUACAGAGGCUUUGACACCUUCAUGGGCUACUAUGCAGGUAUGGAGGACUACUUCACACAUGUCAGGGACGAGGUGGCUGAUUACUAUGGUUAUGACUUCAGGAACAUGACAGAUGCUUACAAAGACGCUCAAGGGGAAUACUCCACAUACGUGUUUGCGAAGAGAGCCAUUGACAUCAUAAUGAAUCAUGACAAAUCUAAGCCGAUGUAUCUCUACCUGCCGUUCCAAGCUGUACAUGAACCACUGCAGGUACCGACCAAAUAUUCAAACCGAUACAGCCACAUUCAUGAUUUAAAUAGGAUGGUAUACAGUGGCAUGGUGAGUGCUUUGGACGAUGCUGUGUACAACAUCACCUCUGUCCUCGAGGACCUUGGAUUCAUGGACAACCUACUUCUUGUGUUUACAACAGACAACGGUGGGCCUCCUAGUCAAGGCGCAAAUAACUGGCCACUGAGGGGCGGGAAAGCCACACUUUGGGAGGGAGGCACCAGGGGAGCGGGUUUCGUCUACAGCAAGACUCUGCUGAAGAAGACAGGCUACACACAUCCUGGUCUGUUCCACGCCGUGGACUGGUAUCCCACGUUAAUGGACAUAGCGGGGGGAGACUCCAGCCAGCUGGACAUUGAUGGGUUGAGUCAGGUCGACAUGAUCCUCAAUGGAGGUGGCAGCGUCAGGAACCAAUUUGUCUACAACAUCUACGACGACCACUACGCCGCAGCACUCAGGUGGGGAGACCUGAAGUUGAUUGUUGGAGACCCUGGUUACUCAGGAUGGUACCCUCCGGCUGGGUCUGACUUAGACGUCCCCGUCAUGGACGACUCUCCCCUCCCCAACGUCAUGCUGUACAACAUCAGCGCCGACCCCACGGAGCACCAGGACAUCUCCAAGGACAACCCAAACCUCGUCAACUUCCUGCUGCAGAUGCUGGCCCUGAAGAAUGGGACUCGGGUGCCAGCAAUGGACCCACCCUCUGACCCUCGAUCUAACCCUGUCAACUUCAACGGUAUCUGGAGCCCCGGCUGGUGCUAAGCAUUGGUGGUGUAUCAUGCAGUGUGCCAGUCUACCUCCUUCACUGUGAGGAUCCUUUGUGAAUUCACAGCUAACUCAAACAAUCCUUCUUUAUCAUCAUUGUGCCAAUUCUGCAGAACAGUCUACUAUUACAGGUUUAACUAUAAGGACCAUUCGUCUUAACUUUUGAUUUUUAAUUAUUAUUUGUUUCAUAUUCAGAAGAAAUACAAGUCGACCCUAAGUUAUAAAACUGUGAGCAGGGAACGUGUCAGAGAGUCUUUGUACAAGACACCAAUCAUGGGAUGUUCUGAUAUCUGUAGGGGAGACAACUUAUACAAGAUGAAGCUAUGGUCUUUGCUUUCAUUAAAAACAUAUGACAUAUA